CAUACAUGUCAUGCAUUUGUGUUUUUCCUUGAUGUGUGUAUGCGUUUUUUGUUCUGUGGAGCACGUGUGUGUAGAUCUUUUUCAAAGGGGGGAGGGGUCUGCCCACAUGGUGAUUAACUAUUCAUAAGGUGGGCGGGGAUAAGUCAAAGUAGGAGGUGGCAGACGGGGGAAUCUGUGUUUGCUGUGCGUGAGGGAGGCAGAAAGAGAGAGGGAACAUCAGAGACAGUUAGUAAGGGCUUGAGGUAAGGAUGCACAGAGGCACAACAGCCCCCAGAAGACACGUCAUUAAGGAACUACACACAUGUUUUGCUUCUUGAUGGCACAGGCUGUAAGCCACAGUGACCUACUCCUCUAGUCAAAGGAUUUUAAAGCAAGCAAACAGCCAGCACAAAUAAAUGAGGAAUCUACUCUAAUAGAGAUGACAGGCCAGCUCACUCUUACCAGUUACGGAGACCUUCUUGCCUAAGAGGUCUUAGACGUCUCUGCCAUCAUCAACCUUGAAAUUGGCCAAAUUUCCAACCAUUUUGUGUCAUACAGCGCAUCUAAAAGUGUGCAAGUAAAUCAGUAGGGACCUGGGACGGGAGGGGUCAGCCAAUUGGAGGAGAGAGAUGUGGACGCAGGAGAGGUGGGCGGCACUGGCAGUGUUGUCAAUAAUCAUGCUGCUGUCAAAGGUGGCGGCUCCAAUCGAAGUCCCACUGGACCCAAAGAUCCAGCAAGAGCUCAAACAGCCCCCCACCAUUGUGAAGCAGUCACUAAAGGACUACAUUGUGGACCCCAGAGAUAACAUCAUCAUUGAAUGCGAGGCCAAGGGGACUCCAGUGCCAACGUUUCAGUGGCGGAGGAAUGGGAAGUUCUUUAACGUGGGGAAGGACCCACGGGUGACCAUGCGGAGUCGUUCCGGAACACUGGAGAUCAGAAGCAGCGGGAAACCGGAAGAUUAUGAAGGAGAGUACCAGUGCUUCGCCUCCAAUGACUUUGGCACGGCGAUUUCCAACAAAAUCCUACUACGAGUGUCAAAAUCUCCGCUGUGGCCGAAGGAGGUUCUGGAGCCAGUGGUUGUGCGUGAGGGGGAAUCACUCGUCCUGCCCUGCAAACCUCCUCCUGGUCUCCCCCCUCCUGAAACCUUCUGGAUGGACAGCUCCAUUAUGCCCAUAAUACAGGACAAGAGGGUGUCAAUGGGCUUGAACGGUGACUUGUUCUUCUCCAAUGUUCUGGCUAGAGAUGCCAACACUGACUACAGCUGCAAUGCUCGCUUCGAGUUCACACACACCAUUCAACAGAAGAACCCCUUCACCCUUAAAGUGCUAGCAAAGGAACCUUAUAAUGACACGUUUCUCAGCUCCACUGAUCUGUAUGGUGCACGUAAUGUACCAGAAACCCAGCCCACCUUUCUGUCUCCAAAGGGCUUGUCCAGCUCCAAAAUAGUGCUUCGAGGGGAACAGCUUCUUCUGGAGUGUAUAGCAGCUGGAGUCCCAUCUCCUAACAUUGAUUGGAUUAAAAAAGGAGCAGACCUCCCAUCGAAAAAAGUCAAGAUUGAGAACUUCGGUAAAACUUUACGCCUCCUCAAUGUGUCUGAGGAGGACUCUGGUGACUACGUCUGCAUGGCCAGCAACAAAAUAGGCAGCAUUCGCCAUUCCAUUGAAGUCCAGGUCAAAGCUGCUCCCUAUUGGCUAGAUAAGCCCACCAAUCUGGUGCUUGCCCCUGAUGAGAAUGGACGAUUAGUGUGUCGUGCCAGAGGGAACCCUAAACCCACUAUCCAAUGGCUGGUGAAUGGGGAACCUAUUGAAAGUUCACUGCCAAACCCAAACCGGCAAGUUCUUGGUGACACAAUCCUGUUCCAUUCAGUCCAGAUAGGCAGCAGCGCAGUUCACCAAUGCAACGCCUCAAAUGAACAUGGUUAUCUAUUGGCCAAUGCGUUUGUCAACAUCCUGGACAUGGCACCACGGAUGCUAGGUCCAAAGAACCAGCUGAUCAAAGUCAUUGAAAACAACAGGACCUUCCUUGACUGCCCUUUCUUUGGCUCACCGUUCCCUAUACUGCGCUGGUUCAAGAAUGGCCUAGGCAGUGGUCUGGAUGGUGGUCAGUACAAGUUGUACCACAACGGUACUUUGGAGAUUAAACAAGCCCGGCCAGAAGACCAAGGCACCUACACUUGUGUUGCCAGUAACAUUCUGGGCAAGAUGGAGAAUCAGGUGCGCCUGGAGGUUAAAGAGCCCACAAGAAUAGUGCGGGCACCUGAACAUGUCACACAGGCCAAAGGAACCACGGUUCGCUUUGAUUGUCGAGUUAAACAUGAUCCUUCCCUUCUUGCUACGGUCACAUGGCUAAAAGAUGACAAGCCUCUAAGCUUUAACUGGAUUGGCCGGUUCAGAAAGGAUGGUGAGACCUUAAGUAUUUACAAUGUCAAUCCAGAAGAUGCAGGUACCUACACAUGCACUGCCAAAACUGAGAUAGAUGAGAACUCUGCCUCAGCUCGCCUUACAGUUACAGAGGAUGACAUCUCGUCUGCCUCAAAUCGUAGUGCCUUUGCAGGUCGACCCGACCCCCCUCAGGAUCUUGAGCUCUCGGACCCUUCAGCACGUAGCGUUAGACUCACCUGGGUGCCUGGGAAUGAAAACAACAGUCCUGUUACACAUUUCCUUGUCCAGUUUGAAGAGGACAGGUGGGAGCCUGGGAAGUGGCAAAACCUGUCUAUAUUUGAUGGCAACCUAAACUCAGUUAACCUGCAACUGUCACCCUUUGUCAACUACCAGUUCAGAGUGAUUGCAAUCAAUGCUGUGGGCCAGAGUCAACCCAGCCUUCCCUCUGCCCGCUAUCAGACCAGCGGAGCCUCUCCUGAUGUUGUGCCGAGUGGUCUUAAAGGCUGGGGAAGCAAGAAGAACAACAUGGAGAUCACAUGGCAGGCACUUAAGAACACAGAAAGGAAUGGGCCAAACCUGCGAUACAUGGUCUCAUGGAGAAGGAAGGACACUGAGGAAGAGUGGAAUAACACAACCACAACCAGAACGAAGCACAUUAUUCAUAAUACAGACACCUAUGUCCCGUAUGAGAUCAAAAUAAAUGCCAUCAAUGAUUUUGGACACAGCCCUGAGUCAAACAUAGUCAUUGGUUAUUCUGGGGAAGACAAACCAUCCGCUGCACCAACAGAACUCAGGGUGUCGAAGAUCAACAGCACCAAAGUAAAUGUACACUGGGUGCCUGUGGACCCCAGCACUGUGAACGGAGAGUUUAAAGAGUACAAGUUGUACUACUGGCGGGAGGCCAGCCUCAUGAAGGGCCUGAAAGUGAACAAGACAAAGUUGCAUAAAGGCUUCUUCACCACGGCAGAACAGCCCUCUGGCAUCCUGACAGAGCUUUUUCCGUAUAGCAAAUACAAGAUAUACAUGGUGGUGGCUAAUAGAGAAUAUGAGGGACCACAAAGCAACACUGUGGAGUUCUACACCAAGGAGGGAGAGCCAGGGGCUCCAAAGUACUUUAGGAUUCAGAGGCACACAGACGUGGUUCACCUGAAGUGGGACAAGCCUCUAGAGCCGAACGGUGUCCUGAUAGGAUACACACUUCAAUACCACACAGUGAAUGGGACACAGGCGGGAGAGAGGAAGGUCCAGAGUUUUCCAGCCAACGUGACAGAGUACCUCAUGAAUCUGCCUAACCGCUUCACACGGUUCAAGUUCUACCUUGCAGCUCGCACACAGGUCGGAGCAGGAGAAGUGUACGCUGUGGAGUCACCACAUUUCACUAAUGAAGCCUACAAGGAGCAGGAAGACAUUGCUACUCAGGGCUGGUUCAUUGGGCUGAUGUGUGCCGUCGCUCUAUUGGUUCUCAUCCUGCUCAUUGUUUGUUUCAUCAAGAGGAGUCGUGGAGGAAAAUAUGCAGUGAGAGACAAGAAAGACCUCCCCUUAGAUCCUGUUGACCAUAAAGACCAAGAUGGUUCAUUCGAUUAUCACAGUGACGAAGACAACAAGCCAUUACAAGGCAGCCAAACAUCCCUAGACGGGAACGUAAAAGAGAGCGACGACAGUCUGGUGGAUUAUGGUGAAGGAGGAGACGGCCAGUUCAACGAGGACGGCUCUUUCAUAGGCCAGUACACAGUUAAGAAGGACAAAGAGGAGACGGAAGGAAACGAGAGCUCAGAAGCCACGUCACCCGUUAAUGCCAUCUACUCUCUAGCAUAGCACCCUAACCUGAGCACGGUGCCCCCAGCGGGCCGGAGGGUGCCACUACACACGUAAAAAUACAUAUAUAUACAUACAGAGAGAAUUACAAGUAUUCACAUACAACGCACUGGCGUGCAUGAUCCUUCUAAACAAGGGAUGGGGAAAGGCAGGUGAGCCAAAAACGGUGUUCAGAAACCUUUCUUUAAGGUAUCCCCAUGCCCCACACAGACUUUAGUGUGCCUUUAGGGCGACGGGGUGGACUUUUGAGCUUUUCAUGUGGCUUAUGCUCUUCUUUUUUAUUUUGUAAAUCUUUAAUCUGCCCCUUCCUCCUCCUCCUAACUGUAGCUAGCAUCAAAGAAACGGAGAUACAA
Sinocyclocheilus grahami is the source of this 4528-nucleotide messenger RNA. Its product is annotated as neurofascin. The transcript has 29 exons. Gene Ontology annotation, cellular component: plasma membrane; axon. Bases 609 to 4175 code for a protein of 1188 amino acids. The record is from RefSeq and is a predicted model, not a curated record. Gene Ontology annotation, molecular function: cell-cell adhesion mediator activity. NCBI's taxonomy places the organism in Eukaryota, Metazoa, Chordata, Actinopteri, Cypriniformes, Cyprinidae. Gene Ontology annotation, biological process: cell-cell adhesion; brain development; axon guidance.